Mytilinidion resinicola is the source of this 1233-nucleotide messenger RNA. RefSeq names its product subtilisin-like protein. Lineage: Eukaryota; Fungi; Ascomycota; Dothideomycetes; Mytilinidiales; Mytilinidiaceae. Gene Ontology annotation, biological process: proteolysis. The coding region runs from base 177 to 1163 and encodes 328 amino acids. The transcript has 4 exons. Gene Ontology annotation, molecular function: serine-type endopeptidase activity. The record is from RefSeq and is a predicted model, not a curated record.
GUCACAAGGAAUGAACAUGUUGAUCUUCAAGAGACUGUGAGGCCUGAUGAGUUCGGGCUAUCUCGAAGGGCGUUGAAGAGCGUCAAAAAGCGAUAUACCCGUGUCAAACGCGCUUUGACCUACACCAAACAAGCAAAUGCUCCGCACAUCUUGUCAUAUUAAGUCAGCCAAGCGAAAUGAAAGAUGAUAAGCUUAAGGACUUCGUAUACAACGAGAACGCAGGGGCUGGAACUUAUAUCUAUGUUAUAGACACGGGCGCAGCCUACACUGUCAGAAUUAAUGACGGUAACCAUGAGUUCGAAAAAAUUGAGGCGUUUCAAACCGCGCACUCAAAGGAUCACGGGGAGAAAGAAAAUGAAGACGGAAGCGAUAUAUCACAUGGCGCCAUGGUGUCCUCUCAAGCAUUGGGCAGAAAGUAUGGUGUUGCCAAAGCGGCGACUCUUGUAUCGGUGAAAAUGACGUCGAAGUUCAAAAACUUGGACGCAAAGAUGGCAGAUUUUAUCCUGGCAUUGGAGGCCGUCACCACCCAUCUGGAAAGCAGACCGGAAAGUUACGCAAAGUCUGUGGUCACUUGCAGUCACGGGUGGAAAAUUGGAAUGGACCACAAAAAGGCGGAGACUGACCCGGCUGCGAUCCAAAUGCGCGUCUACCUGGACAGGUUGUUUGAGAUGGGUGUGCCUUUCAUUUCGUCAUCAGGCAACUUGGCGCAUUUGUUCAAGACGAUUGACAAAUUACCUAAGGUGCUGGAAGACCCGGAUACGCCAAUCAUCAACGUUGGUGCGGUUGAUGCGGAUGGUAGCACGCCCAUAUUCUCUCAAACAGGACCUCAACUUACCAUUAGUGCGCCGGGCGUCGGCAUUGCCGGUCAGCAAAAGGAGGACGGAAAGGAGGGAAUUGAGCAGGGUACAUCACAUUCCGCCCCGCUUGUUGCAGGCGUCAUCGCAGCAUACCUGAACUAUGAACCCCCUCCGUGGGGUGAAUCCUAUACUGGCAAGGAACGCGUUCAGGCGAUAAAGGACUACAUUUUAACUGACAAGUCGAGCUGGAUACGCAAAGCGGGCAGCGACAUAAGAGUAAUCAGGAAUGGAGCCACAGAAGAGGACCACAAGAACGCUGGAGCAAACCAAUUCUCAGCCCCGGCCCCCGACCCGGCACCGUUUUAACCCACGACACCACCCCCUCCGACGCAAACCCUCUCCAUCAUCCUGCAGAACUACAUCGACGAGAUCUCCA